AGGUCCGCGGACGAAGCGCAACAGGCUGUUCGGAGGGCAGCGGCCGGGCUCGGCUCGGGAUGGACAAGCUGAAGAAGGUGCUGAGCGGGCAGGACACCGAGGACCGGAACGGCCUGUCCGAGGCGGUCGAGGCAUCAUCUUUAAGCUGGGGUACCAGGAUAAAAGGAUUCAUCGCAUGCUUUGCUAUAGGAAUUCUCUGCUCACUGUUGGGAACUUUUCUGCUAUGGGUGCCCGGUAAGGGAAUGUCCCUCUUCGCAGUGUUUUACACCAUGGGUAACAUCGCAUCAAUUGGGAGCACCAUCUUCCUCAUGGGCCCCAUGAAGCAGCUGAAGCGCAUGUUUGAGCCCACGCGUCUGAUUGCGACGAUCCUGGUGCUGUUGUGCUUUGCACUUACCUUAUGUUCUGCCUUUUGGUGGAAAAAAAAGGUUCUUGCGCUCAUCUUCUGCAUUUUACAGUCCUUGGCCUUGACGUGGUAUAGCCUCUCCUUCAUUCCGUUUGCAAGGGACGCUGUGAAGAAGUGUUUCACUGUGUGUCUUGCAUAAUUCACUCCAGUUUUGCAAAGCUCCGAAGGCACCAAGGCUGGCAGCUGGUGGUCGGCUUUGUAAAUACCCUCCCAACCUCUGUCUUACAGACAUGUGCCUUGUAUCUCACACUAGUGUGUUGCCUGCAACUCGAACGUUUGAGGGUUACCUUUCAAGCACAGUAGAUUCCCAAACCCAGUGACUCUAACAUCAGACGAGAGGUGGGUUCUGUGUCUCACGGAGCGGAAUCUUCCUCCCACAGCUGUUUGCUCUUGGGAUGGUGUCCCACUGAAUUCUCAUAAAUAAAACCUUGCUAAACAUCGGCAGCAGAGCCUCAGGAGCCAGUGGCUCCCUGGUGGAAGCAGGCAGCUCCAGAGAUCACAGGGGUGCCACGGUGAGGGACACAGAAUUUUGGGGUCAACGUGGAUUUUCCAUAUUUGUCCCUCAGCCUGGAGGCCACCGCCACUCCCCCACCCAGCGUGGACACGCCUCUGACCUGAUGUUGGAAAACAAGUGAUUCUGCCCACGCCAGGCUAGGAGGAGCCUGGCCAAGGGAUACAGUGGAAAAAACACCUUCUGGUGAUUUUUGUUCUUUUCUAAUCUGGACCUAGGGUCUGCUGCACUUCUGAAACACGCGACUGUGGAAUGUGUUUUCUGAUGUUCAACAGCAGAAACUUUUUCUUGCCCCGUGCCUGCCCACCCAUAUCUUUAUUUGUGACCUUCUGAUGCUAGGUCAAAUGAGAACAAAGUCACAGAAAACACUGCUCCUUGCUUUUGAAUAGAGCCGAAAGGAGGUGAAAAAUCUUGCUGCUUCCUCCUGUACUUUUUUUCUCUUCGUUGUUUAUAAAUACUUGCUUUCAAACUGAUUGUAUUUUCCCUUCUCCCCUGGAGUGGGGCCAGGGGAGAGUGGGCAGGAAGACAGAUCCCUGGUGUGAGAUAGCAGGAAGUGGCUGCCCCUGAACAGUGCCAGCAUUUGACCUCAGGCUGAGCAGGGGACCCUGAGGACACCACUGUGCAAGUGGUCACAUCCUAGCCAGAUGCCUGGCCACACCGUGCAUUUCUGUCCCUCGCCUUCCUUGGCCCCACAAGGCCAACCUCGGAAGCCUAGACUUGUGAGGGGGAAGGGUUGCUACCCUACUGUACAGUCAGAGAAACUGAGGCCCAAGUUGGUCUCCGCAUCCACCAGAGACACAGCUGUGGCUAGGCUGAGCCCGGAGCCCAGGGACUCCAGUUUAGCCUCUGUUGUGACUGCUUCUUGGCAUGUUUCUGGUUGUGCCCGGGUAACCUCUUGGAACUCUUCCUUGUUGCUAUCAGCCUAGCUUGUGCCUUUUCUGGUUCCUGUCUUUAUGUUGCUUGUUCUGUCUCCUACCUGCUUCUGCCUCUACCUCCUUUUUUUGGCAGCUGCUUCCUGGGUCUGCAGAGGGGUCACGGUUCCUCGUGUGCCUCUCUAGCUGCUCCCACGGCUUCUAGCUGUGUAGAGCCGUGGGUUUACAUGCUCCUUGGCCUGGCCUCUUGGCUCUGUGAGCUUGGCAUUGGGAGGUUGCUGCCCUCCAGGGGGGUCCCUGCAGCCCUCUCCCCACAGAGAGCCGGGAGGCUGCACGUCCUGAGCCUGCUUGUUGGCCAUCAGCCAGAAUAGGAACUCACUUCCUCUCCUGCCUCACUGGUUGAAAAGCUUCUUUUGCAGAGUGAGCUCAGGGGAGUCUUUGGUUCUUCUGCUCCUCUGUAUGGCUGCUGCUUAGACCCAGCUCGAGGUGUCUCAUUUCUGGGAGGGUGAGACACGGAGCCUACUUGAGCAUUUUCCUGGUGUGUGGUUAUCUCAGUGCCUGAACAUCUGACCAUCAACCUUGUACGGUGACCUCGAGCAUUAUCUGCCUGACUGCUACUCCCUUCCACCUAAUCACUGUGUGCUGAGAGAACAAGAAGUUAAACCAUGAAAUGCAUUCCAGGUACAAAUAUCUUUGGUACUGCCAUUAGGGUAAUUAACAAGUGGAGGGUACCUUUAAAAAGUGUGGAGAGUUUGGCUGCUUUGGCGGCUGCUUCUGCAACACAAGUGAUGAGAAGUAGUGAACUGGGAAAUUGAAGCACAGUUCUGUCUACAGACUUCUUUUUUGGUGUCAGGGGUUGAAUUCAGGACCUUGCACUUGUGAGGAAGGCAUCGUGCCACUGAGCUAAAUCUCCAGCCCCAGACUUUGUAAUCUACGGGGCAGUGGACACCAGACCUUCUUUAUCUUCUCUUUUGUCAUAGAGCGUCUCACUAGAAUCAGUUGUAGAGUUAGAAAUACUGUAAAAUUCACAGCCUAGUUUAAAAUGUCCAGAAAAUUAAAGAAUAAUCAGUGUUUAAAGGUAUAUUAAGCCAUUUGCUAGAAUUUUUGGCAUACUUUUUAAUAUUUAAACAUCCAGGAUUUUUAAACUAUU
Fukomys damarensis (Damara mole-rat) is the source of this 2936-nucleotide messenger RNA. RefSeq names its product SFT2 domain containing 2 (gene Sft2d2). Lineage: Eukaryota; Metazoa; Chordata; Mammalia; Rodentia; Bathyergidae. The record is from RefSeq and is a predicted model, not a curated record. Gene Ontology annotation, biological process: vesicle-mediated transport. The transcript is spliced from 8 exons. Bases 60 to 542 code for a protein of 160 amino acids. Gene Ontology annotation, cellular component: membrane.